AUGCGACGCUUGGCAAACAUUCGAGCGUAUAAAUAUGCCGACAAAUUGCGACUAUUAAUCAUUCGACCCAUAGAUUCCAUCGAUAAUACAAUUAGCGUGGAGAUCUAUACUAAAAUGAAACUCUUCAUUGCGUGCAUGCUCAUUGCCGCAGCGACGGCUGCAGUGAUUCCUGUCGAACAAACCAGGCACCGUCGCGACAUCGCCGAGAUCAUGAAUGAGUAUCUCCCACCGAUGGCGGAGGAAGUUGGCGUCGAUGUACCUAAUGUGGACAUUAACCAAGACUCCACUGCUGUGGGAGAAGAUGGUUACCAAUACAAAACAGUUCGUCGAUUGAAGUAUCGCCAGCGUCGAGAUGUCUCCGAGAUUGUCAACGAUUACCUGCCCCCUUCCGAGGAACUUUCCACUGAAGCUCCAGUUGAAGAGGUCGCCCAGGAUUCCGCUGUUCUUGGUGAUGAUGGAUACCACUACAAGACAGUGCGCCGUCUUAAGUACCGUCAACGUCGUGAUGUGUCCGAGAUUGCCAACGAUUAUCUGCCUCCCUCUGAGGAAGUUGCCACUGAAGUUCCAGUUGAAGAAGUUGCCCAGGAUUCGGCAGUUCUUGGUGAUGAUGGAUACCAAUACAAAACAGUUCGUCGAUUGAAGUAUCGCCAGCGUCGAGAUGUCUCCGAGAUUGCCAACGAUUACCUGCCCCCUUCCGAGGAACUUUCCACUGAAGCUCCAGUUGAAGAGGUCGCCCAGGAUUCCGCUGUUCUUGGUGAUGAUGGAUACCAGUACAAGACAGUGCGCCGUCUUAAGUACCGUCAACGUCGUGAUGUGUCUGAGAUUGCCAACGAUUACCUGCCUCCCACUGAGGAAGUUGCCACUGAAGUUCCAGUUGAAGAAGUUGCCCAAGAUUCGGCUGUUCUUGGUGAUGAUGGAUACCAGUACAAGACAGUGCGCCGUCUUAAGUACCGUCAACGUCGUGAUGUGUCUGAGAUUGCUAACGAUUACCUGCCUCCCACUGAGGAAGUUGCCACUGAAGCUCCCAUUGAGGAAGUCGCCCAGGAUUCAGCAGUUCUUGGUGAUGAUGGAUACCAAUACAAAACAGUUCGUCGAUUGAAGUAUCGCCGGCGUCGAGAUGUCUCCGAGAUUGCCAAUGAAUACCUGCCUCCCUCAGAAGAAGUUUCUACUGAUGCUCCAGUUGAAGAGGUCGCGCAGGAUUCAGCUGUUCUUGGUGAUGAUGGAUACCAGUACAAAACAGUGCGCCGUCUUAAAUAUCGUCAACGUCGUGAUGUCUCCGAGAUUGCCAACGAUUACCUGCCUCCCACUGAGGAAGUUGCCACUGAAGCUCCCAUUGAAGAAGUCGCCCAGGAUUCGGCAGUUCUUGGUGAUGAUGGAUACCAGUACAAGACUGUUCGUCGAUUGAAAUACCGACAACGUCGUGAUGUAUCUGAGAUUGCCAAUGAAUAUCUGCCUCCCUCAGAAGAAGUUUCUACUGAUGCUCCAGUUGAAGAAGUCGUCCAGGAUUCCGCUGUUCUUGGUGAUGAUGGAUACCAGUACAAGACAGUGCGCCGUCUUAAGUACCGACAACGUCGUGAUGUCUCCGAGAUUGCCAACGAUUACCUGCCUCCCACUGAGGAAGUUGCCACUGAAGCUCCCAUUGAAGAAGUCGCCCAGGAUUCGGCAGUUCUUGGUGAUGAUGGAUACCAAUACAAAACAGUUCGUCGAUUGAAGUAUCGCCGGCGUCGAGAUGUCUCCGAGAUUGCCAAUGAAUACCUGCCUCCCUCAGAAGAAGUUUCUACUGAAGCUCCAGUUGAAGAGGUCGCCCAGGAUUCCGCUGUUCUUGGUGAUGAUGGAUACCAGUACAAUUUUAAAUUAUUUUAUUUUUUUUUUUCUCGAUUUUUAAAAAUUUUUUUUUCCCCUUUCGGGGAACUUUCCGCUGACCCUCCAGUUGAGGAACUUGCCCAGGACUCGGCUGUUCUUGGUGAACCAGUAAAGCGCCGUCUUAAGUACCGUCAACGUCGUGAUGUGUCUGAGAUUGCCAACGAUUAUCUGCCUCCCUCUGAGGAAGUUGCUCCUGAAACUCCCGUUAAGGAAAUUACGCAGGACUCGGCUGUUCUUGGUGACGAUGGAUACCAAUACAAGACUGUGCAUCGUCUGAAGCUGCGUCGUCGUCGUGCGCUGUAA
This is a messenger RNA of Drosophila grimshawi, 2166 nucleotides long. RefSeq lists its product as uncharacterized. Gene Ontology annotation, biological process: negative regulation of protein sumoylation. NCBI's taxonomy places the organism in Eukaryota, Metazoa, Arthropoda, Insecta, Diptera, Drosophilidae. The record is from RefSeq and is a predicted model, not a curated record. Gene Ontology annotation, molecular function: calcium ion binding.